AUGGCUGGGACAGACGAGACGUUCCAGCCAUCGCCUCAACUGUUGACUCACACAAUCAGACAAUCUCUCGACACCUACUUGACGCAUAAGUAUCCCAUCACACCAAUGAUAGAUCGAGAACGUAUAGAAGAGUACAUCCGGAACUUCGCCCAAUGCCCCGGAUGCUAUGGCGUUAUUGUGUCCUGUUGCGCCACCGUCGCUCCGGACCGUGACGCGUCGUCGGCCUCUGCCGCUGAUUCGCCAGAGUUGUCUCGUCAGCGCAGCCAUUACGACCUCUCGGAGCCCUCGGCCGACUUCUUGGUCUCUGAAGUGCUGCGAUCAAGGCGGUUCUGUCACCUCGCGGACAACCAGUCCCUUGCACAAGUUCAAACCUCUUUCAUGCUGCAUUGUGCACACUCUAGCCCCCGCAACGACUAUGCGGCUUGGUUCUACCUACGUGAAGCGAUAACUAUACUACAGACGCUUAGGUACCAUGAAGAAGCCACUUACGAGGAGGCGACCAACCUGUCUGUUGCGAGGGAAGCUAGACGGGCAUUUUGGGUCCUCUUCGUCACGGAACGUGCUUUCGCGAUUCAGCGACAUAAGACCCUGGCCUUGCAUUCCACAAUUAACCUACCUCGCUUCGAUCCACUCCUUGCGGACUCUAAAAUCCUGCAUGGCUUUCUUGAUCUGAUCUCCCUCUUCCGGCUUUUCGAUGCCGAAUUCAUUACAGCGUGGAACUCUUAUACGGAACGUCAGACGGUUAAGCCGGCGAAACCCCCAGAUCAUGAGCAGCUGUGCCAGCUGCAGGGAGCCCUGUCAAACUGCCUCGCCGAUGUGUCCGCCUACCCCGAGUCGCAGCAAGCCGAGCUUUUCGUCACAUGCGGGUGGCUUAAGACUGUUGUGUGGCAGCUGUGCUUGUCAGCGACGACGCUGACGAGCACGAAUUAUUGCGAUAGUAUGUCGCUAGGCUAUCCCUUAAGCAUAGCCCGAGACAUUGUCCUUGUCCUCCAACUCUCACCCCAGAGGACCUUUGCUACAAACAGGGUUAGCAUGUUGGAGAAGUUGUCCCAGGUUGGAAGUUCACUAGCAGAUGUGCUUUCAUUGAACGCACCUACUGUUCUCCGGCCAUUGACGCUUGAUGCUUCUAUGGACACUCUGAUGGAGAUUUUGAAGAUCGCGAGCGAGAUGCUCCGAGCCAGUUGUGAGUCCCCCACCCCCCGAAACAAGCUCAGUUAA
Molecule: messenger RNA, 1218 nt
Organism: Colletotrichum aenigma
Lineage: Eukaryota; Fungi; Ascomycota; Sordariomycetes; Glomerellales; Glomerellaceae
Product: putative sucrose utilization protein SUC1
Exons: 1
Coding region: 1-1218 (405 amino acids)
Biological process (GO): DNA-templated transcription
Molecular function (GO): zinc ion binding; DNA binding
Source: RefSeq, a predicted model, not a curated record